GUUCCUCCGCCCCCGGGAUCGAUUCCAAUGCCAGAAGACGACGAUGAUCUACCAUCAUAUGAAGAGAUGCUUGUCCAAGCAUUGACUGUUCAUAACGAUCCGGAGGGUACUGCACCGAAACAGUUGUUCCAAUGGAUGGCGGCUACGUACCCACUCCAGGCGAAUUUCCGACCGAGUGCAAGUCAGGCACUUCAGAAAGCAUACAAGCGUGGGAGAUUUGAGAAGAGUAAGGACGGUAAAUAUAGGCUGAACGCCCGUUGGGAAGGUGGAAAUACAUCGAGACGGACGACGCGAAGGCCGCAGAGUUAUUCCAAGGCUGUCACGAACCCAAGUCCAUCCUCACAUCCACCGACAAACACUUCACAAUACCCACCACAGCACUAUACAUGGACUUACGGAGGAGGUCGAACCGGAACAUCUCAAUCGCAGAGUCAGUCACCAGCACCAACGACACCGUCAUCUGCCGUCCUUCCACCGCACCCUCCACCGCCAUCUGCGACAUUACCGCCAGAGCUUGAGUCGGCACCUAAUGGCAUUGUAGCUCAGGGUGAUACUGAUCAAGAGAGCCAUCGCAGCUGUAUGGAGGCUGCAUACAGUAUUCUGCAGGCCUUGAACGUCACAUCUGCAUAUAACUCAUCGAAAGUAGAGAACGAGACAGCGAAUGCUUCAGUCGUGGUCAGGGCUACGUCUACCGAUACUAAUACAGGAAGCUCGUUGGCGGGGAAAUCGGUUGGCCCUGCCAAUAUCGCAACUGUUAGCGGUUCUGUUGCAGAACAUUCUGCGUCGCCUGCUACAGGUGUAGCUAGUGCAACCUCAACCGCACGAGGAUUAUCUCAAGUUCUAGAUGCCACUGUCCCUUGUACAGCAUUGGAUGCAUUCUCAAGUCGUGCAGCUCUUCAAGGAAGUCUAGCACUCCUAGCCGCGCAACUCGCAGAACUCGCAGACACGUCAAUCGACUCCACCUCCGAAGGGGUACUUUCCUCCUUACCCUUUUGGCCUACACCAGCCGAAGCAUCAGCAAACUCUGCAUCUGCAUCCGGAUUCAAUAUACUUGAGGGUCUGGACCUCGACGUGUUCAACUCGAAUGCCUGGGCGGGGUUGCGUGAUGUUGACGUUGAUGCAAAACAAUAGUCGUCCUUCUGACUUUCAUACUUAUUCUGUCCGGUCUGCUUGCACAUCUCAUAAU
This is a messenger RNA of Fomitiporia mediterranea MF3/22, 1186 nucleotides long. RefSeq lists its product as uncharacterized. Bases 28 to 1131 code for a protein of 367 amino acids. Gene Ontology annotation, molecular function: DNA binding. Gene Ontology annotation, biological process: nucleosome assembly. Gene Ontology annotation, cellular component: nucleosome. The record is from RefSeq and is a predicted model, not a curated record. NCBI's taxonomy places the organism in Eukaryota, Fungi, Basidiomycota, Agaricomycetes, Hymenochaetales, Hymenochaetaceae. The transcript has 2 exons.